AUGGCAGACGAGGUAAUUCUGCGGGUGCAGGAUUUGCAGACCCACUUUUUCACGCGCACCGGCGUGGUGAAGGCGGUGGACGGCAUCAGCUUUGAACUGAAGCGCGGUGAAACGCUGGGGAUCGUAGGCGAAUCGGGCUCCGGUAAAAGCAUGACCGCGUGGUCGAUCCUCGGAAUGGUGCCGCACCCGGGCCGCAUCGUGGGCGGGAGCAUCAAUUACCUGGGCGAAAACCUGCUGGAAAAGAGCCGGGGAGAGAUGCGAGAUAUCCGCGGCUCGGGCAUCUGCAUGGUGAUGCAGGAUCCGCUGACGUCCCUGAAUCCGGUGUUCACCGUGGGCGAUCAGCUAACCGAAACGUUGCGCCUGGAGUAUAACGAGCCCAGGCGUUCGCUCCGUGAUCGGGCAAUUCGGCUCCUGGAAAAUGUUCGCAUACCGGCAGCCGAGGAACGCUUGAUUAACUUUCCGCACCAAAUGAGCGGCGGUAUGCGUCAGCGGGUAGUCGGGGCAAUAUCCAUCGCGCGGUCCCCCAAUCUGCUGAUCGCCGACGAGCCGACCACCUCGUUGGAUGCCACCAUCCAAUUGCAGUACCUCCGUCUCCUGAAGGACAUCCAGGCUCAGACCGGCGCGGCAAUCAUAUUCAUCACCCACGACUUCGGCAUCGUCGCGCGGAUGUGCGACCGGGUCGCCGUCAUGUACGCGGGGCGCAUCGUGGAGCAGUCCGACGUCGAGGACAUGUUCGACCAUCCGGCCCAUCCCUACACUGAAGCGCUGUUGGAAUCCGUUCCCGACCUCGAUACCGACGCUACCGGCAGCCGCGAACAUGCUCUGGUACGCCUGGAGGGCAUACGUCGACAUUUCCCCGUGUACCGCGGCAACGUGCUCCGGCGGCAGACUGGGACGGUCAAGGCCGUCGACGGGAUCUCGAUCAACAUCAUGCCCGGUGAGACGUACAGCCUAGUCGGAGAAUCGGGCUGCGGGAAGACCACCACCAGCCGGAUGCUGCUGAUGGCCGAUCAACCCACGGAAGGCGAUAUUUAUUUCGAUAAUCGUCCCAUGAAGCACUUUUCGGGAGCGGAACGGCGGAACUUCAAGGCCUCGGUGCAAGCCGUGUUUCAGGACCCCUGGAGCUCGUUAAACCCCAGGAUGCGAGUCGACCAGAUCAUCGCCGAGCCUUUGAUCACUCACCAGCGGCUGAGCCGGUCCGCGGUGCGCGCGCAGGUGCAGGAACUGCUGCAGGUGGUUGGACUGCACCCGUUCCACGCCGAGCGUUACCCUCACGAAUUCAGCGGAGGACAGCGGCAGCGGAUCGCGAUUGCCCGAGCCCUAUCGACCCGUCCCAAGCUGAUCGUGCUGGACGAGCCGGUGUCCGCCCUGGACGUCUCCAUACGGGCCCAGAUAUUGAACCUGCUGAAGGAGCUCCAGUCCACCUACGAGCUCAGCUAUCUCCUGAUCGCGCACAACCUGGCCACCGUGCGCUACAUGAGCCACACGGUGGGCGUGAUGUACCUGGGCAAGAUUGUCGAGGAAGCCCCUCCAAUCGAGCUGUUCACCAACGCGCAGCACCCGUACACGCGGGCGCUUAUAUCGGCCUCUUUGCCGGCCCACCCGAGGCGCCAGCGCGAGGAGAUAGUCCUGGCCGGAGAGGUCCCAUCGCCGAUAAACCCACCUGCCGGAUGCACCUUCCACCCUCGCUGCCCGUUCGUCAUGGAACGCUGCUCGGCGGACGUGCCCGCGCUGGUGGAGUACACCCCGAGACACUUCACGGCGUGCCAUCUGUACGCCGAUGGGGGCAAGAAUACCUGCUAA
Molecule: messenger RNA, 1803 nt
Organism: Geodia barretti
Lineage: Eukaryota; Metazoa; Porifera; Demospongiae; Tetractinellida; Geodiidae
Source: the annotation of a GenBank genome assembly